This is a messenger RNA of Aphanomyces invadans, 1376 nucleotides long. RefSeq lists its product as hypothetical. The annotation marks the transcript as partial. Gene Ontology annotation, cellular component: nucleus. Gene Ontology annotation, biological process: ubiquitin-dependent protein catabolic process. Gene Ontology annotation, molecular function: ubiquitin binding; ubiquitin protein ligase binding. The transcript has a single exon. The record is from RefSeq and is a predicted model, not a curated record. NCBI's taxonomy places the organism in Eukaryota, Oomycota, Saprolegniomycetes, Saprolegniales, Verrucalvaceae.
UGUUGAUCCGUCUGCGGUCGAAAGCAGGGACGUGGCGCGUGCCGGAUUUGACGCCGGCGUCGACCGUCUCGGACUUGAAGACGUGGGUUGAGAAUGAGCAUGCGAUCGCUGUGAGUCGUCAGCACAUCAGCCGCGACCCCAAAGGUGCCAGUUUGCCUGAUGCCACGACGCUGAGGUCAAUUCAAGUCGGCCACGGAGACAUGCUGCACUUGGAUUUCGACGGAGAAGCAAUAUCCACCGGGGGUGUUGUUCAUCGAAAGAUCAACGCCGAUGGUACCCUCACGCAUGCAACGUACGAUACGCGCUUGGGGAAGACGGGAUUUCGGCCUGGCAUGAAAGCUUUGCGGGACAUGAAGAUGCACUGGACCCUUGGGGAGUUUAUGGAGAUGGAUUCCCAGUUCGAGUUCAAGAUCAAGGCCCAAAAAAGCGCGCACUGCAAUGCCGUUCGUCUCGAUGCCGCGUCAUGCAAUGGAUUCCAGAGUUACCUGCGCAACUUCGCUUUUCAGCAGUGCCGCUGUGGAUGGCUCUACGGGACGGUCGCCGAUGGCAUCGUGACGGUCGAGUGUAUCUACGAACCUCCACAGGAAGGCAACCUUCAUGGUUUUGAGGUGAUGGACGAUCCACAUGCUGACAAAGCUGACGCGGUGGCAGCAGCGCUCGGGUGGACCAAAGUCGGGUGGAUCUUCAGCCAUCCCCCGCGCGAAGAAGCAGAUUUUCACUUUUCAUCACGCGAAACUCUCCUGGCGGCUCAGUUGCAGUGCGAUGCUGGCGGUGAUACCUCACCGUUUGUCAGCGUCAAGGUGACCGUCGACCUGUCUGGACAGGCUUCGUUCGAGGCAUUCCAGGUGAGCGACCAGUGCAUGGACAUGUUCAGCGCAGGCGCGUUGGUGCCGUUGGAGGACAACCCGAAGGUCAUGGGGGUGCACGAGACGUUCACUGCAAUGGUCGAGAUGAAGGCGGCGAAGGAGAUCGACAACAACUUUUUCCUGUGUGUUGUCCCGGUGCAAACGUAUGAGUCGGCGUUGCAUUGCGAGUUCCCGGCAUUGCAUCGCGAAGGCAGCAUGCGCACCCGUCCCAUGCUGAAGCAAAUUCUCCACAAGUACGGUCGCGACUAUGCUGCUGCCCUGCGAGACUUCCAGCUGCUGCUCUUCCUCGCCGAUUUCCUCGACGUCAACUCUGACAUCCCAGUUAUCUGCCACACGGUCCUGAACAAAGACGCCGUGCUGGAUGAGGGGUACACUGUCUUGAUCGACUCUGUUGCCGGCAAGUAGCGCAAUGAGAUUCUCCCUGUUGACAUUGACGACAGGCAAAACUCUUAAACUUGAUAUUCUGUGUCUUUUUAAUACUUCUACAUCUGAAUGUUUGUUUCAACCCCA